This is a messenger RNA of Galendromus occidentalis (western predatory mite), 4996 nucleotides long. RefSeq names its product multidrug resistance-associated protein 1-like. Gene Ontology annotation, cellular component: membrane. Gene Ontology annotation, biological process: transmembrane transport. NCBI's taxonomy places the organism in Eukaryota, Metazoa, Arthropoda, Arachnida, Mesostigmata, Phytoseiidae. Gene Ontology annotation, molecular function: ABC-type transporter activity; ATP hydrolysis activity; ATP binding. The record is from RefSeq and is a predicted model, not a curated record.
UUCCGCUAUCGAGUUCGAACCUAGAGAAAGUCUACUCUAUGCUCCGAAUGUACUGGUGUGAAUAAGGCUAACAUCGGCUGCUAAGGAACGAUGCCCGCUACCGCGAUGGAUUCCCUUCUGACAUUUUGUCAAAGCUGUAGCGGCUCCGUGCGCGAGCUUCAACGUCCAUUGAGCUGAUGCGCUGCUAGCAACACACCGGACAUAGGCGGGAUGGAUGAGUUUUGCGGCUCGAAGUUCUGGGACUCGAAUCUCACAUGGCAUACGAAAGAUGCAGCUCCAGACCUGACAGUGUGUUUCCAAAGCACGGUGCUGGUUUGGAUUCCAUGCAUAUUCCUCUGGCUCGUGUCGCCCCUGGAAACCUAUUAUCUCAUCAACUCGCACCGCAGCUAUACCCCAUGGACAUGGCUGAACAUCACCAAAGUCGUCACAACCAGUCUCUGCCUCCUCGUGUGCCUGAUUGAAUUUAUAUUUGCUGGAGUACAAGGACUAAAAUACAACGAUGUUUUACCAAGUGUAUAUUUCUACACACCAUUCAUCAAGACCGCAUCCGUGUUUCUGGCCUUGAUAUUCACUUUGGCUGAGAAGCGGAAAGGCUUCCAGAGCUCCGGCAUAAUCUUCAUCUUCUGGUUCCUUGCGUUCCUUUGCGGCUUGAUCACUUAUAGAUCUCUUCUGCUGAGAAACUUCUCCGGCUAUGAGUUCAGCUUUCAGAUAUUUGAUGGACCGGUGUUUCUGGCAGAGAACCAACUGCCGAAUGUCAUAUUUUCUUGUUACAUGAUCUAUUAUCCCUUGGUGACGAUCAACGUGAUACUCAACGGUUUCUCAGAUGCCGCUCCCGUUUACAAGAGAAAAGCCAUCCCGAAAGACGAGAGAGAAUGUCCGGAGAAAGCAGCGUCUUUCCCCUCUAGGAUGCUGUUCUCUUGGUUCACGGAGCUUGCUGUGAAGGGCGCCAAGAAGCCACUGGAGAUGUCCCACCUGUGGGUUUUGAAUCACCAAGAUCGAUCGGUCAAUAUAGCGCGCGAAUUCGAUAAGAACUGGGUGAAAGAAAUUCGGAGCAAAGGCAUCGAGACCGAUGGAGACUUCAACGCUGUUUAUUCGUCUUCUACGGGAUCGAUCAACAUCGUUCCCAACGGCUCGUCUCACGCAGGUCCGUCAUCUCCCGAGCUCGCUACGGCGAAGUCUGCGAGCGCCAAAGUUUCCGGGGAUCCCGAAUUGCCAAAUAUCGUCAAUGCGCUUGCGAGAACAUACUGGCCAAUGUUCGUACUGGGAGCGAGCAUGAAGUUAUUCUACGAUGUGCUCCAGUUCGUUCAGCCGAAGCUUCUGGAGCUCAUGAUCGGUUUCAUUCAAAACCCCGAAGAGGAACUCUGGAAAGGAAUGCUAUACGCGGCUCUCAUGUUCAUAGGAGCCUCCCUGCAAAGCAUCGUCUUGUCGGUUUACUUCCACAGGAUGUGCAUCGUUGGAAUGCGCAUGAGAACUGCGCUCAUCUCCGCUGUUUAUAGGAAAUCGCUAGUCUUGUCGAAUUCAACCAAGAAAACGACAACUACGGGGGAGAUCGUGAACCUGAUGUCGAAUGACGCUCAAAAGUUUCUCGAGUUAAUGACAUUCGUGAAUAUGAUCUGGUCAGCUCCUCUCCAAAUCGCCCUCUCCAUCUACUUCCUGUGGCAGAUUCUGGGGGCAGCUGUGCUGUCAGGACUCGCUGUGAUGAUUCUCAUGAUCCCUCUCAACGCGGUCCUCGCCAAUCUACAGAAGAAACUCCAGACCGAUCAGAUGAAAUCCAAAGACGAUCGUAUUCGUUCGAUGAAUGAAAUCCUGAGCGGGAUGAAGGUGCUCAAGCUGUACGCGUGGGAAUUGAGUUUCCAAGACUUGAUCAACACCAUCCGCUCGAAAGAAAUCUCAAAACUGAAGGAGAUGGCGUACAUGAACGCAGGGAUCAGUUUCUUGUGGACCUGCGCUCCCUUCCUCGUAUCCUUGGUCUCGUUCCUCACCUACGUGCUCAUAGAUGAUGCAAAUGUUCUCGAUCCGAAAAAAGCUUUCGUUUCCUUGACACUUUUCCAUAUACUUCGAUUCCCCAUGAGUAUCCUCCCGAUGUUGAUCUCGCUCAUGGUCCAAGCCGCAGUAAGCGUCAAGCGAAUGAAUAAAUUCCUCAGUUCUGAUGAAUUGGAUCAUUAUGUGCGUCGAUCGGACUCUGCGCAUAGUCCUACAGCUGUUUCCAUAGAGAGGGGAACCUUCGCGUGGAGCAAAGCCGAAAGAGAACAACCAACCCUGAAGGAUAUCAACCUUGAGGUUCAGCGUGGGAAGCUGAUCGCUAUCGUCGGCACGGUGGGCUCCGGGAAGAGCUCACUGCUGAGUGCCCUACUCGGCUAUAUGGAGAAAAUCGGGGGAGAUGUUGAACUGAACGGUAAGAUCGCAUAUGUGGCACAACAGACAUGGAUCCAGAAUGCGACGCUGAAAGAUAAUAUCCUCUUCAACGAGGCGCUCGAUGCUCAGAAGUACGAAGCAAUCAUCGAAGCCUGCGCGCUAAAAUCCGACCUCGAUAUUUUGCCGGAUGGAGACCAAACAGAGAUCGGCGAGAAGGGUAUCAAUCUUUCGGGUGGUCAAAAGCAGCGGAUAUCGAUUGCCCGAGCUUGCUAUUCGAAUGCAGACGUCUUCUUGCUCGAUGAUCCGCUGAGCGCCGUCGACUCGCAUGUCGGGAAACAUAUAUUCGAGAAAGUCAUCGGCAACCAAGGCAUCCUCAACAAGAAAACGCGAAUCCUGGUCACGCAUGGAAUUUCGUUCCUACCACACGUCGACCAGAUCAUUGUUGUCGAUGACGGCGAGAUUCGCGAGCAGGGCACAUAUCACGAGCUCCUCGCUAAGAAAGGAGCUUUCGCUGACGUUCUGAUGCAGUUCAUCCAAGAGGAGACGGAGGGCGAAGAAAUCGAUGAGUUGAAGGUGAGCUUGUCGACGAGGAAUGAUAAUAAUUUGGAACGAGAUCGGAAGCUUAUUCAGGCCGAGAUGGCGGAAACUGGUAAAGUUCGAUGGAGCGUCUAUUUGACGUAUUUCUCAGCAAUGGGAUGGAUCCCUGUGGUGGCCGUUGCAUUGUUCAAUCUCGCCUCCAACGUCUUCUCGCUCCUCGCCAACGUGUGGCUGGCAAGUUGGGCGAAUGACAAGCCCCUCGAAGAUGGGUCCCAGGACAUUGGUCAGAGGAACAUGCGCCUCCAGGUUUACGGGGCUCUGGGCCUGAGCCAGGGAAUCACGAUUCUCUUCGCGUCCCUCGCACUCGCCCUCGGAUCAAUACGUGGAGCGAGAACUCUCCACGCGAACCUACUCUACAACGUUUUGCGCAGUCCCAUGAGCUUUUUCGAUACCACACCGCUUGGUCGCAUAGUGAACCGGUUCUCGAAAGAUAUCGACACCGUUGAUCUGACGAUUCCUCAAACGAUUCGUUCGUGGAUAAUGUGCUUCCUCCAAGUCCUGGUCACCCUCUUCAUCAUCACCCUGAACGCUCAUUUUUUGGUCGUGAUUGUCCCCAUCGGGAUCUUGUACUACGCUAUCCAAGUGUUCUACAUAAAGAGUUCCCGUCAACUCAAGAGACUGGAGUCCGUGACCAGAUCUCCAAUCUAUUCUCACUUCUCUGAAACGCUUGCUGGUGUCACCACGAUCAGGGCGUACCAAGUUGAAGACCUCUUCGUCGAAGAGUCCAAUAAGAGGGUCGACGUCAAUCAGCAGUGUUAUUAUCCUUCAACCAUAUCGAACAGAUGGCUCGCGAUCAGACUCGAAUUCUGUGGCAACUUGAUCGUUCUGGCGUCCGCUCUGUUCGCUGUCUACUACAGAAAUGAUAUGGACGGUGGGAAAGUGGGACUCAUGCUGUCCUACGCUCUUUCGGUGACGGCGGUUCUCAACUGGCUUGUUAGAAUGAGUUCCGAUCUGGAGACAAACAUCGUCUCCGUGGAACGAAUCGACGAGUACACACGGAGCGCUAAUGAGGCUGAGUGGCGCAUCGAGGGCAAGAAGCCACCCAAGGAUUGGCCUCCGCGCGGUGAAAUCAUCUUCGACCACUACGCCACCCGGUAUCGCGAAGGUUUGGACCUGGUGAUCAAGGACAUCACCGCUCACGUGAAGCCGGGAGAAAAAGUGGGAAUCGUCGGACGAACGGGAGCUGGAAAAUCUACCUUAACUUUGGCUCUGUUCAGACUCAUCGAGCCGGCAAAAGGAAAAAUAUUCAUCGACGGUCUCGACAUAGCCGACAUGGGUCUACACGACCUGCGCGAGAAGCUAACGAUCAUCCCACAAGAUCCGGUGCUCUUCUCUGGCACGUUGCGUUUGAACUUGGAUCCCUUCGGAAAGAGCUCGGACGAAGAUAUUUGGAGAGCUCUGGAACACUCUCAUCUGAAGACAUUCGUGAAAUCCGUGGAGAAAGGGCUCGAUCACGAAGUCAGCGAAGGCGGGGAAAAUCUCAGCGUGGGUCAAAGGCAAUUGAUUUGCUUAGCGAGAUCUCUCCUACGUAAAACUCGCGUUCUCGUAUUGGACGAAGCGACGGCCGCUGUGGACUUGGAAACGGAUGAGCUGAUCCAGAAAACAAUCAGAACCGAGUUCAAAGACUGCACGAUCAUGACAAUCGCGCACAGAUUGAACACUAUCAUGGAUUACGACAGAAUCAUGGUGCUCGACAAUGGAUACAUCAAAGAAUUCGACUCUCCGUCGGAGCUCCUCAAAAAUAAGAAUAGUAUAUUCUAUUCGAUGGCGAAAGACGCCAAUCUAGCAUAGAUUUGAUAUUAUAUGUACUUAUCAUAAACUCGCGAUGGAUCGGAGACGGGGUAGUCCACCGUCUCAAGAUCCGACGACCGACCAACAUACACAAGCAACUCAUGAUCCCUUGUUUUCGCGGGAGCCUUCCGAUUUUGAUAUCGUUCUGACUUUGAAUAUAUGGACGCGUAUGGUGCUCCACCCCACCUCGAAGGGUUGACAUAUUCCUCGAUGAUUUAAUUUAUCCGUUGCAAUUGUUAUACAGAGAGAUGUU